CCGAAGAUGGCGCUGCUGUGGGCGCCGUUGCGCUGCGUUGUCCUGGUCCACAGGCGGCGGCUCGCCUUCCUCCUGCGGCCGGCCGGCUCGGCACACGGGCUGUGGAGCUCCAGGCGACGCCGGGAGACUGCACAAUGGUGGCAAUUUGUAGAUAAAAGGACAGACUGGCAUGGACAUGCUGGUGGGGGCCUCCAUUCCGACCCCAAAAAUUUCAAAGAUAUUGAUACAAGACAAAUCCUCAAAGCAAUGCUGACGUAUGUUUGGCCAAAGGAUAGACCUGAUCUCCGCGGAAGGGUGGCUUUAUCUCUUGGUCUUUUAGGUGGGGCAAAGCUCAUGAAUGUAAUGGUUCCUUUCAUGUUUAAAUAUGCAGUAGAUGAACUCAACCAAAUGUCAGGUAGUGUUUUGAACCUGAAUGAUGCAACAAGUACAGUCAUCACCAUGGCAACAGCUGUUCUCAUUGGCUAUGGUGUUUCCAGGGUUUGCGCAGCUGCCUUCAAUGAGCUAAGGAAUGCUGUCUUUGGCAAAGUAGCUCAAAGUUCCAUCAGGCGAAUAGCUAAAAAUGUUUUCCUCCACCUGCACAACUUAGAUUUGGGUUUCCACCUCAGCAGACAGACAGGUGCACUCUCAAAAGCCAUAGACAGAGGAACGAGAGGAAUCAGUUUUGUGCUCAGUGCCUUAGUGUUUAACCUGGGUCCCACCACAUUUGAAGUACUACUUGUUAGCAGCAUUUUGUACUUUAAAUGCGGUGGGUCGUUUGCAUUAAUAACCCUAGGGACUUUGGGUGCAUAUUCAGCUUUUACUGUUGGCAUUACACAGUGGAGGACUCGGUUCAGAAUCAAAAUGAAUAAAGCUGAUAAUGAUGCUGGCAAUGCUGCAAUAGACUCGCUCCUGAAUUAUGAAACUGUGAAGUAUUUCAAUAAUGAGAAGUAUGAAGCAGAAAGGUAUGAUGGAUUCUUGAAAUCUUAUGAAGAUGCAUCUCUGAAGACUACCUCAAGUCUUGCAGUGCUGAACUUUGGUCAGAAUCUUAUCUUUAGCCUUGGUCUGACUGGGAUCAUGUUACUUGCUAGUCAAGGAAUCCUGGCAGGUACACUAACAGUAGGAGAUCUGGUGAUGGUAAAUGGACUACUUUUCCAGUUGUCUCUUCCCUUAAAUUUUCUGGGCACCGUGUAUAGAGAGACACGACAGGCACUAAUAGACAUGAACACAUUGUUUACUUUGCUAAGCAUUGACACAAAGACUAAGGAGGCACAAACAGCUGCAGUACUUCAGGUUACUCCUGAAAAUUCUACCAUUACUUUUGAUGAUGUUUACUUUGAAUAUCUGGAUGGCCAAAAGGUUCUUGAUGGAAUAUCAUUUGAAGUUCCUGCUGGGAAAAAAGUGGCAAUUGUAGGUGGUAGUGGUUCAGGAAAAAGCACAAUAGUGAGGUUGCUGUUUCGCUUCUACGAACCUCAGAAAGGGAACAUAUACGUGGCUGGCCAGAAUAUUAAAGACGUCAGUUUGGAAAGCUUACGGAAAGCCAUUGGCAUUGUACCACAGGAUGCUGUCCUGUUCCACAAUACAAUUUUCUAUAACCUCCAAUAUGGGAACAUCAAUGCAACGGCAGAAGAAAUAUACCACGUUGCUAAGAUUGCUGGGCUUCACAACUCCAUUCUCAAAAUGCCACAUGGUUAUAACACUCAAGUUGGUGAACGUGGACUAAAGCUUUCUGGUGGAGAAAAACAAAGAGUUGCAAUUGCUAGGACAAUAUUGAAAAACCCUCACAUUAUAUUAUACGAUGAAGCUACGUCGUCGUUGGAUUCAAUCACUGAAGAGAAUAUCCUCAAUGCAAUGAAGGACUUGAUUCAUCAUCGUACAUCUGUGUUUAUUGCUCAUAGGCUUACUACAAUUGUUGAUGCAGAUGAAAUUCUGGUUCUGAAUAAGGGUAAAAUAGCAGAACGAGGAACCCAUUUGAGUCUCUUGAACAAUGCCAACAGUCUUUACUCUGAACUGUGGCAUACACAAAAUAGCAGAGUGCUCAACAAAAAUUCCAGUAGUCAAGGAAUAAAGAGAGAAGUGUCUUCCAAGGAAGAGGAAAGAAGAAAAUUAUCAGAAGAGAUUCUGAACAGUGUUAAAGGUUGUGGAAACUGCUCUUGUUAAAAAAAAUGUUUUAUCUUGUAUUAGGCAUAAACCUAUGCUAGCAUUUUGCACUGGAAGUGUUGUUAGGUACCAAUAUAUAAACAGACCAUUUUGAACAGCAAAGUUGAAGAAACCUUUUAGUAAAGAAUUUUUUUUUAACAAAAUGGUCAAAAUAUUUUUGGUUACCCUGAUGUUGAGGGGCCUUUCAUGGAACAGCAAAUCGAACACUGCUAUCAAAAAUGGAUCAAAUAAACUAUUCCAUUGUAACAUCCAUGCAUUUCCUAUGUAUAAGUUUUAAGGAAUUGUCCAUAAUGGGUGAUUUUAGCGCAUUACGGGUGACUUUACUGAGUUACUGUAAUGUAGUGGGUAACUAAUACUGUAUCAGUAUUGGCAUGGGCCAAGUUUUAGGAAUAGUCAUGGGAAGCUAAACCAGUGUUUGUUUUUGUCCAUGACCGAGUAUGUUGGGGACUGAGAAGUAGGAACAUUAUAAUCCUUGAGGAAUAAAUUGUGUAAAUAUUUAGAGUUGGAUUCUGGGUUCAACACCAUAUUACCUAUUGUAACAGUUUCUGAUUGGGGCAGUGCUUGGUUUACUGGAAUACAUAAUGGAAUUAGCUUGGGAAUAAGGCACAGCUAAGCUCUUUUUGCCUUCAGGAACAUUUACCAAUAAUGCACAUUUUGAACUUUGUUUACAGUCCUUUUAUAAUACAUCCAGAAUUAUUUAAACAGCUGGUUGAUAAUUUAUUAGUUACUAAUUUGAAAUAAGAUGCCAAUAUUUUAAUGGAAAGUUGACAUUUUGAGAAAAAAAGGCUGUGAAGAAAUUUGCCUCGUUAUCUCUUGAGCUGUUUUGCAUAUAUAUGUAUUUGUUAUCCUGUUGAUUAAACAUCCACAGUUCUGUAUAAAUCUCUUCUCAGUCAUUCACCUCUGCUUUCUGUUCUUCACACUAAAUUCCUGUGUCACAUUUAUUAGAGAAUGAUGGUACCACUAGGUGACAAGGUAUGUAAUCAUUGGAUACGCCUGCUGUCCUGCCACCAUUUUUGUACUUGCCAUGAGGUUUUUUUUGGUCUGUCUUAGUGUUACCUUGGGGAUAAUUCAAUUAGUGAUCAGGAUUUUGACUGUGAUGAAACUAUUAAUUAGUCCGUAUGUUUAACACUCAGUACCAUUGCACAUUGUGGCACUAAUCUGUACAAAGCAUUUUAACAACUUCCUUUAAAUUUAUGGUAACAACAAAAAGCCAGUGUGAUUUUUUUUUUAUGAUCAUUGGUGCUCUGAUAUAGAACUGAUAUUCAGUUUGCAGUCUUGAAUUAAAUUGCUUUUGGGGGAGCUUGAAUGCAAUAAAAAUGCAUGUUAAUCUGCAAGAAUUAAAACUGAGCAACCAAUUGAAUUACACUUGUUUCUUCAUGUUUCUAUUUCCACAAGAGGGUAUUGUACAAUCUAUUUUCUUCUCUCUGAAACUAAAUUAAUUAUGUUUUUAGCUUAAUGCAGUAGGUACAAACUAAAUGGGCCAGUUUCUCUUACAGUGUAGUCCCUAGGCAUCUGGAAAUAUUAAACAACAGUGUGAUCAUUUUGUUUUUUUGUUCCCUUUUUAAUCUUGGUGAUCAAAUGCUGGUCUAAAAUAGCAUUUUUCUAUAAACUGUUAUUUGAUUUGUGCCUUUUCUAUUGUUUUUGGGUUAUGAAGUAUGUUGUUGCAUUAUUUGAUCUAGAUCACUGCUCUGACCAUUGUACUGUACUAGUUUGCAUUUGCUGAACAUUGUACUCCUGAAUGGUGGUAUGUGUACAUUGAGACAAGUAGAAUGUGUUGGUCUUAGGGUUACUGUGUGAAGGGGGUAUUCGCCAAGUUCUGAAGACUGCCAAUGACUGGAUGAAGCACUGGGAAAGCGGUGUGUGCUUUAUUCUAGUUCUACUCAUUUUUGCUGAUCCAAACAAUAGCUGAUAACAGCAAAUUGACUGAUCGGUGUAAAUCAAACAAUUUAAGGGAUCUUUAAAGUACAACUUGAAUAUAUACCAUAUUUCUUCUGACUUUGUAUUUAACAAUUUUGUUAGAUGCUUGUGUAGAAAUUUAUUGCAACAAAUUCUACUGAGGCCUUUAUUUGACACAGUACUACUUUCCCCAAAAAUCGUAAAAUAAAAAUUUAAAUAUAGUACAGAAAAAAAGAUAUUUUGUUUUCAUCCAAAUCUGAGUGAUCUUCUUUGCAUUAUGAUCUAGGGUGCACAAGCCAUAAAGUAAUAUGUAGAAUACAUAACCAAAUGACAACAAAAAAAGUUCCAUUCUGUCACUUACCUCAUUCACUUUAAAUGCAAGGUGUUAAAAUGUGUAUAUGUUGCUUAAAAUAACUAAAAGGAAUUAUAUGCAACUAUAAGCAUUGAUGUACCAAUAUUUUCCCAGGAGAAUGUUAAGCUCUAUUUUGUUUAAAGUACAAAGUAUUGAGUUUGUUACUUAAAAGAUUUAUGCUAUUUUUAAACCUACAGUUUUAAAAGAAAAUUAAACAAAUUCAUGAUGAAUAAAAUGAAGGCAGUCUUUAUUAACCCCUGUGCUCUUACCUCACACUUUAAAUAAAGGAUUAACUGUUGCUGAAAUGUA
This is a messenger RNA of Pristis pectinata (smalltooth sawfish), 4693 nucleotides long. It is a transcript of the gene abcb7, whose product is annotated as ATP-binding cassette, sub-family B (MDR/TAP), member 7. Gene Ontology annotation, biological process: transmembrane transport; intracellular iron ion homeostasis. Gene Ontology annotation, molecular function: ATP hydrolysis activity; ABC-type transporter activity; ATP binding. Lineage: Eukaryota; Metazoa; Chordata; Chondrichthyes; Rhinopristiformes; Pristidae. Bases 7 to 2136 code for a protein of 709 amino acids. The record is from RefSeq and is a predicted model, not a curated record. Gene Ontology annotation, cellular component: mitochondrial inner membrane. The transcript has 15 exons.